Messenger RNA from Seminavis robusta, 1623 nucleotides. The record is from the annotation of a GenBank genome assembly. NCBI's taxonomy places the organism in Eukaryota, Bacillariophyta, Bacillariophyceae, Naviculales, Naviculaceae.
AUGCGCCUACGAAGCAAUGCUGUCGAGAAGAAGUGGGAUGAACACUGUUGCAAUCUUCCCUCCACAAUACCGACUGAUGUGGAGGAUAGGCAAAACCGAAGAUCAUACCGCUUUGUGGCGCUUUUGCGUUGUGCCACUGUCCCUAGUGUUCUGGUCCUAGCUGGGGUGUUGGUUUUUGUCCUCUCUCCCUCCACCACAACUUCCUCGAUGUCAUUGCGAUUGCUAUCCAUACCACGGCACACCAGCAUUGUUGAAGACGAUGGACCUCCUCCGGAUCUUAUGGUUCACGGAAGUCGUAGCUAUUACACACCUUGUCCUCCCGAAUUCCGCAAGCGUGCUUGGGCUGGUUUUGCCAAAGAUACCCAUGUGAUUCGUGCCUUUCGAUCUCAAGGGUGGUAUGCCAACGACAGAGAUGAAUACAGUUGGGACGACAAGGCAGCCAUUGCGACAUACCGAUUCUUGUACAAACGGAAAACACAAAGUAACAAGGAUUAUGCUGUGGGUCAGCCAUGGCAGCGCUUCAGUCGCAUUCCAGGGUGUAGUAAAAAAAUGGGACAGAAGGACUCCUUUCAAGCCGGGUUUCGCACGUUGCAAAAACAAUAUGAUGCCACUCACAAUGAUGGCCGAGAUCUCAUUUACUUUCUUCCAGAAACCUAUCAGCUGGAACACACCAAGGAUCGUCGAAAGUUUGAGGCAAGAAUUCUGGAAGAAAAAAAGCUGGGACGCAAUCGACCCUGGGUAUUGAAAAAGGCAGACAUCAACAAUGGCCGUGGAAUUGAGAUGCUACCACCAGACUCCGAAGCACUCUAUACUGCAACAGCUAGAGCCAAGGAAGAUGAUGACCACAAUUACAUUGUGCAGUCCUAUGUCUGCAAUGAGCUGACAUGGUUCAAUGGCAAAAAGUUUGAUCUGAGGUUCUAUUGGCUUGUUGCCAGUGUAGACCCGUUGAUAGUCCUCUAUCAUGAUGGUUACGCCCGUGUUGCUGGGGCCAUGUACAAUGAAUCAGACUGGGGAUCCACAGGGCAGCAUUUGACCAACCAUCAGUUUCGAAAGGAGAUGGGACAACCCACCGAUGAGGAUGUUCUGUGGGAUGCACUUUGGCGAAGAGUAAGAGAGCAUUAUGCUGCCAACUAUGAAAGGCUGUCUCAACUGAUUGUAGGUGAUGACCCUGUCAGGCAUGUGCGGAAUCAGAUCAAAGAGGCCCUUAGUGCAACGGUGGAAGCCUUUAAGGAUUCCUUAACUGGAAAAACAGAAGACACCAAAGUGACAACAGAGAACAAUUUCGCCUUUUAUGGGUCUGACUUCAUCAUUGAUGCUGACUUGGAUGUUUACUAUCUCGAAGCUCAAUCAAGCCCAGGACUGGGGCAGAGUCUUGAUUUCCGAAUUGACAUGUUUCGAAGCCUCUUUCGUCCCAUGGUCAACAUUGUUGAAGAAAUUGCUGACAAGCAAGAAAAGGAUGCAAAGGCAAACUUGUUGCCGAUUGAGUCACUUGGAGACUAUGAGAUUAUUUAUGCAGGUGAUGACUGGCGGUAUGAAUUCAAAGGCUACAAACGAAGAAAAGACAAGAAGGGAUGCCAGCUGUCUCCAAAGCAAAUGAGUGACACGCUUUGGAGCCCUAACUAA